AUGGACGACGGAUCGAGGUGCUACGCCUACCUGGCCGACAGCGGCAGCUCGUCUGCCCCGGGCGACUGCGAGCGCAGCGGCGCCAGGUGGGCCACGGGCGGCAGCGACGGGCGCUGGUCGGAAGAGCCCAGCAUGCGGAGCACCAUGGUCCCAGCCUCGGACGACAAGUUUGUGCAGCUGAGGCUUCAGAUGGAGGGCGACAUGAAGAGCUAUGGUCUCACAGAGUCCAAGGAUCUGAAGGCCCUGUGGAAAAAGAUGGACAGGGACGGCAACAGCGAGAUAGAGAUCUCCGAGGUAGAAGAUCUGACGCAGGAGUUGGUGAAGUCUGGGAUUUGGCCUAAAUGGAUGAGCUACAAGGAUGCCUUGGAGCAGGCCUUCGAGACCACGCUGGAGGAGAGUGACCAUGGCGACCACAGCGUGCACCAGGAAGAGUUCCACAACCUCCUUCUCAACAUGUUCUGGUUCUGCAAGCUCCACGAGGUCUUCCAGGAUAUCGACAGCUCUGGAGAUGGCCUCGUCAGCCUGGAGGAAUUUCAGGAGGGCAUGGCCCGCCUGGGGAUGCAGCCAGAUGGGAACAUCCAGAAGGAUUUCAGGGAGCUCGAUAGGGACGGUGGUGGGACUGCCGAUUUCAAGGAGUUCUGCAGCUGGGUCCGGAUGAAAGUCACACCGGAGCAUAACCACGCUUUUGACACAGACAAGCAGAGUGCCGCGAAGAUAACCAGCAAGCAACCCGCUGAGGCCACGGCUGGGGUUGUCGCCAGGAAGAAAUCAUUCGCAGACUUUGACGCGCUGGAGAAGAAGCUUAAGGCUUUGUGCGCCGACGAGAGUGGCAAGGGAUUGCAGAAGCUUUGGCAACGCCUGGACUUCAACGGCAACAAUCUGGUUUCGCUUGCUGAGAUUGACAAGUGGGUCGUGGAGACGUGGGCGCUGCUCAACCACAAACCAGCCCUCAUGCGGGCGUUCAAGGCUACGACCGAGGCAGGUGGGAACAAGGACGAGUAUGUCCACAAAAAGGAUUUCAAGCGGCUGAUCUUGAACUUGUUCUAUUUUAAUAAGCUCUGCUGGCUUUUUGACCAGGUGGACGAAGAGCACAACAGGAAGCUGGACCUCAAGGAGUUCACCUGGUGCCUCUCCAUGUGCGGCGCCAAGAUGUCGGAGCGCAGCGCCGCUGCCGAGUUCCAGAAGGUGGACACGAACGGCGGCGGUGAGAUACUGUUCGACGAGUUCUGCAAAUACUUCACCCAGAAGCACUGCCCCCACGAGCUCACGGACUUCGUGGCCGACCAGUGA
Molecule: messenger RNA, 1290 nt
Organism: Prorocentrum cordatum
Lineage: Eukaryota; Dinophyceae; Prorocentrales; Prorocentraceae
Source: the annotation of a GenBank genome assembly